Vespa velutina is the source of this 2746-nucleotide messenger RNA. RefSeq lists its product as uncharacterized. Lineage: Eukaryota; Metazoa; Arthropoda; Insecta; Hymenoptera; Vespidae. Bases 1656 to 2654 code for a protein of 332 amino acids. The transcript is spliced from 3 exons. The record is from RefSeq and is a predicted model, not a curated record.
AGGAGAAGGUGGAGAAGAAGGAGAUGGUAGAGGAGGCAGGCAGAAGACGAAGAAGUGAAGAGAAGAGUGUAAAGAAGCGAAGAAGAGAUAAGAAGACAUCGAGUAAGCGUGGAAGGGCAAAAGAGGAGUGAGUGAGUGAGUGAGUGAGAGAGAGGGGGAGAGAGAGAGAGAGAGAGAGAGAGAGAAAGAGAGAGACAAAUAGACAGACAGAAUGGUGGUGGGAGUUGCGUCGGGAUUGACCGAAAGCGGGGUGGUGCGGGCCACGUGCUUCGGUGCCUUUACAAUCGUAUAUAGGCACCGGUCGAGCGAGCGGCUAGUACCAUACACUUACAGUCAUACACUCGGGGCGCACAAGGUGAAAGAGAAAGAAAGAAAGAGAGAAAGAAAGAGAAAGGGAAAAAGAUAGAUAGAGAAAGAGAGAGAGAGAGAGAGAGAGAGAGAGAGAGAAAGAAAGAGAGAGAAAGAAAAAGAGAAAGAAACACGUGUAGGAGAAAGAGAGAGAAGGAACUCAGCACGGAUAUACACAACGAGGAGCGAAGAACGAAGCACAGCGGCAACGCACAGAGAAGAGGACAGACAGAAGUCCACCUUCCACUUCCAUUCCCUUACGUAGGUUCACUCCUACUAUACGACGGAAGAACAGGCUGCCUGCCCCUGGGUCGGCUGCCUGUCUGUGCCAGUCCGUCGUCCGGCGAGACUGCCUUCUCCUACUCUUUCUAUCUCUUUCUCUCUCUGUCCUUCCAGCGUGUUAUACCUACCUACCUACCUACACACACCUUCCUUCUUCCUUCCUUUUCGCUCUUCGUCUCUGUCUCUCUCCGGCGUGUGCUUUAACUCGGACACACAGGAGGCGGCGAGAGGUGAUACGCUCGACACGCUCGACCGGACGAGAGAACGACGAAGACCUCAGUCACCUCCUGACACUCGGUAGGGUACGACCUUUCCCCCGGUGACCGACCGAGAGUAGGAGAGGGAGGAAGAGAACGAACGAACGAACGAAAGAAAGAAAAGAAAGAGGAGGAUCGAGAGAGGAGUGAAAGGAGGACCACCCUUAACGAUGUACCCUUCCGAUUCUUCUUCUUCUUCUUCUUCUUCUUCUUCUUCCUCUUCUUCUGCUUCUUCUUCUUCUUCUUCUUCUUCUUCUUGAGAGUACCCCCGCCACUUUGUCCAGUGCCCACCCCCUCCCUCGCGAAGAGACCCACACACCCUCCCCCCUCGUAUAAGAAUCAGUGCAUCGCGUGUGCCAGGAGCAGUACCGAUCGGAUUGUGAUUCCAUGAGCACGCUUUCUUCUUCUUCUUCCUACUUCGUUCUUCUACUUCGACAUAGCUGAGGAAAGGAGUGCGUGACAGAAGCAUACAUCGAAAAGUGUACAAAUACAUAUCGGUGAUCGGUGUUCAUCCGAAAACGACAGAUCAUCUAUGAGGAAGCUCUUCGAAGAAAAAGAAAAAGAUUGAUAUCGAAGAGACAUUAACAACCGCAAGAGAGUCAUCCAUAUCCUCUCCCUCUCUUUCUACACAUAUAUAUAUAUAUAUAUAUAUAUAUACAUAUAGGUAUAUAUAUAUAUAUAUCUGUCUCUGUCUAACGCGUACGGAUCUCGCGACACGCGCGUGUGUGCCCUCGAGCAACGAGAGUGUUAUUAAAGUGUGAUGCGAUCAUGAUCGUGGAGGAUACAGUGAUCAGCAUCGAGAGAGAACCGAGAGAGAUGACGAUGGAAGCUAUUCUUCUUCGCGAUCAGAGGACUACGUCCCAUAGGGUGUUGAAUCGUGAGGAUCAAAGUGUUGCCAUGACUACGACAAUGACAACGACAAUGACGAAAAUGAAAACUACGAAGGAAUUUAUAAAAGAGGGAAACGAUCGACAGAUAUCGCGUCUACUCGAUCAUCCUUCUUCGUCAUCUCGAAUUUGCCGCUCUACUUGUUGCGCUCGCGCCUGCUACCGGAAUUGUUGUCAUUGUUCCUCGUGCGGGAACGACGACGUUUCCGCGCAGAGACACUUCCGACGUGAUUCCGAUGUGUGCCGAGCGCGCGCCUCUUCUUCUUGCGACGACGAUCGGGGGGUACGAUCGAGACGAUGUUUGUUAUCCAUCACUACGACCACGUGGCUCAGGUUAAGCAGUCUUGUAGUCACCUUGCUCGUGGCCUCGGUAAACGGAGCUCCGACAAUGACUGUCAAUGCCAGACGGCUGAGUUCGCCACCAAAGUGGGUAAAUCCCUGUGGUCUUGCCGCCGAAGACUUCGAUAGUGAUCCCGACGUCGAACAAUUGCGAGACGUGCAACUAUUAACGCAGGUUGUGGUACAGGCGAAAACAGCACUGAUGCACGCUCAACUCUUUCGGGACGAUUACUCCCGAAAAAAAGAGAAGGCCCCGACGGAAGAUCAAACUCAUCGAUGCCUCGAUAAUUACCGGCGUGACUUCUGCUUGAGGGGAUCGAGCAUGAGCGCGGAGAGGAGAGGGAAGCUCGAGCGGAAGGCAGUUAUGGCAGUACUUCCGGCGGUACGGACGACGUCGAUCGUCGUUUCUACGUGUCGCUGGCAAAGAGACACACUCGAAAGAGAUCUCGGCUUUUACUUAAUGGUUCGCCGUUCUUGCGAUCUUACCGAUUUUCUCUCCUUUCUUUCAUCUCUACCCGAUAUACACUUUGGACAGAUCUGAUUGAGAUUAAACAAUGAUCGGAUUUAUACUCGACUAUUUCUUCGAUUCUAAUUUUGUUUUUAUCGUUAGUUUCAAAGAAACUUAUAUCAUUA